Messenger RNA from Neolamprologus brichardi, 1079 nucleotides. RefSeq names its product transcription factor 21 (gene tcf21). NCBI's taxonomy places the organism in Eukaryota, Metazoa, Chordata, Actinopteri, Cichliformes, Cichlidae. The record is from RefSeq and is a predicted model, not a curated record. Gene Ontology annotation, molecular function: RNA polymerase II transcription regulatory region sequence-specific DNA binding; DNA-binding transcription factor activity, RNA polymerase II-specific; protein dimerization activity. Gene Ontology annotation, biological process: regulation of transcription by RNA polymerase II; developmental process.
UCCAGCGCGCAUCCUGUUCAAUCGUGUCCAGCCGAAGAAUUCUGCUCCCAUGUUUUGAGCCCGCUUCAGUGGGAAUACGGUACUAAUAUGUCCACCGGGUCUCUCAGCGAUGUCGACGACGAGCUCCUGGACGGCAUCCUGAAGUUUGGUUCCUCCGGUAAAGAUUCCAACGAGAGCACGGAGGAGAGCUCAAACUGCGAGGGCUCAUGCGCAAACGAGGAACGGAGAGAAACGCCCGGCAAAAAACGGAAGACAGCGUCCAGGAAAACGGCGCCCAAGGGUGUGGUCCAACAGGAGGGCAAGCAGGUGCAGAGGAACGCGGCCAACGCCCGGGAAAGAGCCAGGAUGAGAGUCCUGUCCAAAGCCUUCUCCCGGCUUAAGACCUCCUUACCCUGGGUACCACCGGAUACCAAGCUCUCCAAACUGGACACACUGCGCCUGGCGUCUAGCUACAUAGCGCACCUCCGACAGAUACUGGCCAACGACAAAUACGAAAAUGGAUAUAUCCACCCUGUUAACCUGACGUGGCCUUUCAUGGUUGCAGGUAAACCGGAGAACGAUUUGAAGGAGAUGCUGAACUCAACGAGGUUGUGCGGAACUACGGCGUCUUGAUGCAGCUCAGUGGCAGCAGCUCUUUGCCUUUUUAAAGGAACAAUGAAAAAAAAUCCUAUAGUGACUGAAAUGCAAGUCUCAUCUCUGCAGACUUUGAGUGGGAAUAACGGAAGGGCAUCCCACUCUCCUUCGUUCCCGUAAAGAAAAAAAAAUCGUUUAUUUAAAUGCAUUGUGAUCUUUUAUCUUUGCUGGUUCAAAGAUAAACUUUGUACUUUAAAUUGCUUUUUUCGUUUUCUUUUUUCUUUUUUCUUUUUCUUUCUUUCUUUCUUUCUUUCUUUUUUCUUUUUUUUUUUUAUCAACAAACAGUAAUAAUCCGCAGAUGCGUUUUUACUGAUGCAGGCCUGUGUUUUGCAAUUGUCUUAUGAUGGAUGGAUGAUUUGAUGGAUGGCUGGAUAAGGCACAUGAAACCUGCUCAAAUUGUUGUACAGAUUACAUGAAGUAUAUGAAAUAUAUUUGUACCACUUUUA